AUGUUUAUUCCAGGCUCAACGGAAGAACACUUACAGUUGAAACAGUCAAAAGCAGAAAAAGAAAAUGUUUCUAACCAAAGCUAUAAUAUUCUCGACGAUUUCAAUUUGGCACUAUUUGAUUCAGGCAAAUACUCAACGGAAGAAGACUUGCAGUCAAGAUAUAGUUCGUCAAGCGUAGAAAAAGAAAAUGUUUCUAGCCAAAACUAUAAUAUUCUCGACGACUUCAAUUUGGCACUAUUUGAUUCAGGUACGGGCACAUAUGGAAAUACUAAUGAAGUAUCAUUGUGA
Molecule: messenger RNA, 288 nt
Organism: Brugia pahangi
Lineage: Eukaryota; Metazoa; Nematoda; Chromadorea; Rhabditida; Onchocercidae
Source: the annotation of a GenBank genome assembly